CCUACUCUCCCUCACCCGCUGCCACCCUCUGUGUGUGUCUCUCUCCUUCACCCACCGCCCCCUACCCUGCUGCCUGCUCCACAGUGUAGGUGAGAUGAUGCUUGCCGCACAGCACCUCCCUUCCGCGCUGCCGGGCCUCCACCCUCUCACCUGCGGGCAUCUCCGUCGGCGGGAAUGAGACCACCGGCAAGAGCAGGGCGUGAAGGCUCUGCGACCGGCUCACUGCUGGACGCGAAGCCAUCUUCGUGGCCGAUGGAGGCUGCCUCGAGCAGGGGCCGACGACGCCGUACUCGGCAGUAAGCCCCGGCAUCGUCCUCCUCUCCGGUCGCCCAUCGGCGCCAUCGCCCGAUCUCCCUCGACCGCAGCUGCUGGAUUCGCCCUCAUCGGCAGGAAGCCCCUUCGUCUUCUACCUCUCCGACUGCACGGCGCCUCGAUUGUCCGAUCUACCCCGGACCUCGCCUGCCCUACCUCCAACCGUCAAUCCAUCCACGGUGACCACGAGCAACGCCUCUGUUCAGUUCCUCCUCCUAAGACUACUCUAUGUUGACGAAGUCCUGCUGGUCCUCACCACGACCUCACAUCCUACAGAUCCAUGAAGGAUGAUACAGAAGCCUUAGUUGAUAUAGCAAACACAAGUUUUUGUGGAUGCUGUCAUUUAAGAUUUAGAUGGAAGACUUUCCAUGUGCGCUCUGUUGCUGGUAGAAAUAUGUUUUCUUGUGAUGUACUCCCUCCAUCCCAUUUUAGGAGGCGUACUACUCACUACUCAAAUGUUCAUGUCCGUUUAGCAGCCGUAGUACUCCUUUUACACUUCGCUUCCGAAAAUACCCCCACUUCUGGUCCCACGCGAGCUGCUCGCAUGCAUGCGUAAUGAUUUCAACUUUCCUUCCGGAGGCCCUCUCUUGCCUUCCCCAUGCAUGCUGCGUCCCAUCAACUUCUCCAGCCCCAUGAUUCCAUCUCCUUCCUUCUCACGGGUCAUAGCCAUCCAGUACUUCUUCCUCCUUCGGUUCUUUUCCACAGCCAUGCCCAUGGAGCUCGCGGAUUCGCUCGACGCCGUGCAAGCGCAGCUGCAGCACCUUGAUGUUGUGCAGGAGCACCGUGCAAGAGCAGAUGCAGCGCCUCCACGCCGAGCGCGCGCAGCGACUGGAUGCCAUGCGGGAGAGGCUGAACCGCCUCAACGCUGUGCAGGAACAGCUACAUCACCUCCACGCCGUGCGCCUGUAGGAGCUCGACGCCGCGCGGGAGCAGAAGGGCCACCUCGACGCCAUUCAAGAGAUGCUGCAGCACCUCGUCACCAUGCGCGCUCAGCAUGUCGACGCCAUAAAGGCACUGCCCGCCGGAGCAGUGCUGGUGGAGCUGCUGGGCGUCGAGGCGGUGCAUGCUCAGCACUCCGACGGCGUUGAGCAGCAGCUGCUCAACGCUGAAGCUGUGCAUGCGCUGCCUCCUGGUGCGGUGCUUGCUCAGCCACUGCUCGACGUCGAAGCCGUGCUUCCCGGCGAGUCCCAGCAAGUCAAGGACGAGCCAGUCGUGCUCCCCGGCGAGUCCCAACAGAUCGACCAUGGGCCUGUACGGGACGAGUUCGCGAUUCUCGCCAGCCAUGGCGACCUAAUUGCGGAGGACUCGUACGAAGAAGACGAGGAAGAGAACACCAUUGUGAAGAAGAAGCUUAAGGUGCCGCAGUCCAACGAUGUUGGGUCCGUCAACUCCCUAGCAGGUGAGAGAGGUGAGACAUUCUUGCCCACCUUUAAAGAUGAGAAAAAGGAUGAAAUGUUUCCUCCUUUGGGAACUUUCCUCCAUUUCAUGAACCCUCACGCAUUUGCUCGAGAUGGAAGCAUAAUUCCUCGAAAACAAGAGUAAUUUAGAUUGAGUACAAGGUUGAAUGAGUAGUUGAAUGUUAUGCAUGUUUGUUUCAUCUGGAUACUCUUAUGUACUCCUAUUUUGUGUGCACUCUUAAUGGACUGUAUUGUGUGUGUGUACUCUUACUGGAGUAUGUAUGUUUGUUUGAAUCUCCUAUUCUGAUUUUCUUGAGUUUA
Messenger RNA from Brachypodium distachyon (stiff brome), 2030 nucleotides. RefSeq lists its product as uncharacterized. The transcript is spliced from 3 exons. NCBI's taxonomy places the organism in Eukaryota, Viridiplantae, Streptophyta, Magnoliopsida, Poales, Poaceae. Bases 1273 to 1854 code for a protein of 193 amino acids. The record is from RefSeq and is a predicted model, not a curated record.